Molecule: messenger RNA, 1371 nt
Organism: Sphenostylis stenocarpa
Lineage: Eukaryota; Viridiplantae; Streptophyta; Magnoliopsida; Fabales; Fabaceae
Source: the annotation of a GenBank genome assembly
AUGUUGAGGAUGAAUAAAGGGUCACUUGAUUACUGGAGGAAUUACUUUGGAGCUGCGAACUCUGACAUAUUUGGUAUCAUUGACCAUGCGAUCAUGGUGGCUGCUUCUGAUUGCCCCGAGGAGUUCAGGAUGAGGAGGGAUGGGAUUGCAGAGAGGUUGUUUUCUUGCAGAUUGAGUCGAUGUUUGGGGUGUGAGAGGGUGGAAUUGGUUGUGUCAGCAGAUAAUGAUGGUGGUGAAUGUGGUGGUGGUUGCAAGAGUGGCUUUAAUGGGGCUGGGGCUGAGUUUGAGUUUGAAGCGGGUGCAAGUAAAGAGAGCAAGGUCAAUAGUACCAGAGAUGAUGAUCCUGGAGAGAUGAAUACGAACCAAGUUAGCAAUUACAGCUAUGGGGAAGCUGAGGCGUUGACUGAUGAGAUUGAAGAAGAAUCACAAUAUGUUGAAGAGGUGUUCAGGAUCAAGGAUGUUUUGCUCAACUGUGAAGAAGAACAGUCUGAUUCAGUUUUGUUUGAUUCAUUGAGAAGGCUUCAGCUGAUGGAACUCACAGUGGAUCUUUUGAAGGCAACUGAGAUUGGAAAGGCUGUCAAUACUCUUCGAAAACAUGGAUCAAAUGACAUUUGUCAACUUGCGCGGACUCUUAUCGAUGGCUGGAAGGAAAUGGUGGAUGAGUGGGUCACGGCUACCACAGUUAUUGCAGGUUCUGAAGGUACUCCAGAUUCAGUUAAUCCAUCUGUUGUUGAUGACGAAGAAGGGCUUCCAUCACCUCCUAUGGAUGAAGGGGCUUUAUUUGCAGCUCCAACUGGUUCGAUGGAACUCUCCCAGUUCUUUGAUGGCAUGGAUGAUGAUGGAAAUCCUCGACAGUGUAGGGAAUUCAUCAAGAACCAUGAACAUGGAAGAAGAUCAUCUCUGAACCGUCAAAAUACAGCAAAGAGGAAAUCUCAGACAUCAAAUGAGGUAAACAUUAUUGCCAAGGACAGUAAGGGUCAGCAAGCAAAGAAAGAUGAGGCUGCUGUGAGGUCAAAUAAACCAGUUAUCGCUGAUUCUGGCCCUGGCAGACCACCGAAAUCAAGCAUGCAGAAAAAAGGCUAUAUUGAGCUGCAGAUGCAACAAAAUACAGUGAAGAGUGCUAUCCCAAAAAAUCCUCAUCUUCAUCAGCUAGAUAAACUCAGGUGUUUGGAUGAUGCUUCUGCCCAGGUGAAGUUAGAAGCCACUAAAAGGAAACUUCAGGAGCGGUAUCAACAAGCUGAAAAUGCUAAGAGACAGCGGACAGUACAGGUUAUGGAGUUGCAUGACCUCCCAAAGCAAGGUAUUGGGCACCGAAAUCCACAUGUGAAAACCGGAAGCCACAAGAAGCAAUGGGGUGAUGGACGAAGAUAG